GCAAAGUUUUUUCGAAUAAAGUUUUGGUUUUUUUUUUCUUCUUUUAACGUUCCUUUCUUUGUCUUCUGCUCGCGAAUUCGUCCAUCUGCUUAUCUCGAUGAGCUCCAGUUCGAUUCCAGCGGAUUGUUCUCCGGAUGAGGAGGAAAGAAGGGAAUUGAGAGUUGAGAUUCAGUGUAUGGAGAAUAAGCAACCAACACCUGCUUCUUGCUCUUCUGCAUCUGAAGGCAGUGGCAACUUCUUCCUUAAAUCACCUGAAAUCACAACCCCUGCUACAGCAUCUCCUACUCAUCGGAGGACUAGUGGCCCUAUGAGGCGAGCAAAAGGUGGUUGGACUCCAGGGGAGGAUGAGACACUGCGACAAGCAGUUGAAAAGUAUAAGGGGAAGAGGUGGAAGAAAAUAGCGGAAUUUUUCCCAGAUAGAACGGAAGUCCAAUGCUUGCACCGGUGGCAGAAAGUUCUUAAUCCAGAGCUUGUUAAAGGACCUUGGACUCAAGAGGAGGAUGAUAAAAUUGCUGAACUUGUAAAAAAGUAUGGACCUGCCAAAUGGUCUGUUAUAGCAAGGUCUUUACCAGGUCGUAUCGGGAAGCAAUGCAGAGAAAGGUGGCACAACCAUUUAAAUCCUGGUAUUAGAAAAGAUGCUUGGACCCCAGAAGAAGAAACAGCUCUCAUGAAUGCUCAUCGAAUUCACGGAAACAAAUGGGCUGAAAUUGCUAAAGUCUUACCUGGAAGGACGGAUAACGCGAUUAAGAAUCACUGGAAUAGUUCAUUGAAGAAAAAGUUAGAGUUCUAUUUAGCUACCGGAAACUUGCCACCACCAGCAACCAAAUUCGGCGUUCCCAAUGAUUUUGCUGAUGGAAACAGAGAUUCCAAACAGUUUAGCAGUGCAAUUAAGCCGUUAAUGGAUCCUGAUUCGGUUUCCGAAACUUCUUCAGAUGAAAAUGAAGAUGGAAGAGACCAUGUAAACUACUUUUCUUCAGCUCUGCUUGAAGAAGUAGCUUCUUCACGAAGAAUCAGUGUUAAUGGAUAUACGUGUUCUCCAGUUUCUGAUGAGUACAAGCCUCAGUUGCCUAAUCCGGGACCAAUUUCAGAGAGAGUCGGAAUCAACUCAAAAGCUGAUGUCGAAAGAUCGAUCCAAAGGAAACAAGAAAAUGGGUUUGGAACUCCAAAGCAUGGUAAUCUGUACUAUAAGUCUCCACUAGACUUCUACCUUCCAUCAGAAGCAGAUCUGCAGCGUAUCUACGGAUAUGACUGUGGUUGCAGUCCCGGUGCUGCAUCACCGGUUACUUUGAUGACUCCACCGUGUAAUAAGGACAGUGGUUUAUCUGCAACAAGAAGUCCUGAGUCUUUCUUGAGAGAAGCUGCUAGGACUUUUCCAAACACGCCUUCUAUCUUUAGGAAAAGGCGAAAGGUUGUUGUUUUGGCGAAGAAAACAGAUGAUGAUGAUGACGAUGUUGUUAAUGGUGUAACUAAAGAAGAUGAUCAAAAAGAAAAGAGCAAAGAUAGUUCAGAGAUCUCUCCAGUUCGGAGAGAAGGUUUGUUGCUAGAGACAGAUGAUGGUUGUGGAGACGAUGAGAAACUCGGAUCAAAUGGAAAUACUUUCAAUGUGUCUCCGCCAUAUCGGUUAAGUUCUAACAGAACAGCUGUGAUCAAAUCAAGACAGCUUGAGUUUGCAUCUGCAGAAGAGAAGCAGCCGCAGAGUUAACAUAUAAGAAACACAUAUAUUGAUAUACUCAGGCCCCUCAAUUUUUUGAGAAAAACUUAGAAACCUUAUUUUUUUGCAAGAUUUACACAUACAUAUUUGUCUUUAGUUUUUUAAUUUGUUUUUAGCAGGCUCGAUAUUAUUGUUUAGUGUCUGU
Molecule: messenger RNA, 1856 nt
Organism: Eutrema salsugineum
Lineage: Eukaryota; Viridiplantae; Streptophyta; Magnoliopsida; Brassicales; Brassicaceae
Product: transcription factor MYB3R-5
Exons: 8
Coding region: 98-1702 (534 amino acids)
Biological process (GO): regulation of DNA-templated transcription
Cellular component (GO): nucleus
Molecular function (GO): DNA-binding transcription factor activity, RNA polymerase II-specific; RNA polymerase II cis-regulatory region sequence-specific DNA binding
Source: RefSeq, a predicted model, not a curated record